AUGGACGAUAUGGAGAUUUCCGAUCGCGAAUCCGUGCAGGAAGAGGAGAGCGCGUCGUCUUCUCGAACCCCGGACUCGUCGCUUAAAGAAGCAGAAAAUGAUCAAGUGGAGCCACCUAGUUGGAAUAUGCUGGGAUCACCACCACAAGAUCUACCGAAUUAUCUUGCGAAAAGUGGAGACGAUCUCACAUUCGAUACCUCCGAUGCUCUAACACUCGAGGAGUUCUAUUUUUCUCAAUGGACAACUUCUGUCACCCCGAUUCUACCCCCAGUAUUCGCCGAUCUCACUUUGACCAUACCCGCAUUCCUGCCAUUCAGAUAUGCCGUUCUUGCAGUGGCGGCAUCUCAUCUAGCCCAUACAGGGGCUUCAAUUCAUUCCGGCGAUAAUGGAAGGUACAUUCCAGAGCGCACACACCGAUAUCGAAGCCUUCAGUACUAUGGAAAGGGCAUUCGAGAACUGGCAGAAUAUGUGAAUGGCUUUCCUGACGAUACCCUCGAUCACCUCGUCGCCACUUCACUUCUUUUUUAUUAUAUUGAAAUCGACGUUGGCUCGAUCGCUGGUGCCGUUGAGCAAAUGGAAUUGAUCAAUCAACUACACUGCUCCGCUCAGUCGCAUGUGAAGCACGGUUCGAUCAAGCUCAACCCGAAAUUGCUCAGCACUUGGAAAAGCUCUCGAUCGUUGUCAAUAAACAAGCGGCUCACAGUUGGGUCUGGUCGAUCCAGACCACUUGCUGCUAUUCAACCUCGAGACCCGAAAGAUUCGGUAGGACCAGGUACAACCUCGUACGACACCAUUGCACAGUUGCUUUGUGAAGUAUUUGCCACUGUCCGAACUGUAAUAGUGGACUUCUACGUUUCUCGCGGAGUCAGUCUAGCCACAGAGGAACAAAGCCGAGUCGCAUUCGGGGCUCUCGUCGAACAUAUGUCGUCCAGGCAAAAUGACUCACCAGGCCAGCCUGCCAAUAUUGAAGAAUCGUAUAUCCGGUCAUUUGAACAAAAUCGCAAAAACCUGGACGAUUGGCAUACGCAACUCGACGUAUCAGAGCUUCCCAUCGAGUCUUUCACCUCCGCAUCACUUGACCCUAUUCAAGAGAUCGAUGGUAAACUGCACGUCCAGCCUCUCAGGUUCCGGAGCUAUGAGGCGGCUAUCAAUUAUGCAUACUAUGCCUCGGCUCAGUUCAGCAGUUCCCAGAAAAUGCUCGAUCGAAUGACACAGUUCGGUUCAAUCAAAGGUGACUCCACCUUCACGCGAGAGAACUAUCCGUGGGAAAGUCUGUUGCUUCGAAUUGCCUGCGGUCUUGACUUGGAAGACUGCCUAUACAAACAUACUUUCAAGAUUGGAAUUCUCUCCUUGUUGACAUGCUGCGCGUCCUCCUGUCCACACAUUGCGGUAGCCGAUUGGAUAAGCGAUUGGAUUGGAAAGCUUGGAAAAUACGGUAUGGCGGUUGAGGAUGGAGUACCCGUGGCAUUGGUGCUGCGGGUUAUCCGAUUGAUAAUAUUGAUGAAAAGCGACGGUCACGAUGCUUUCAGGAUUUCCUUAAUGGACAGUGAUAUUAAAGAGAAGGAGGAGUUUUAUCGAAGCAAUAACGAUUUCUUUGUGGCGGUCUGUGGGAAGGAUCGCAUCCAAGGGACAAGGUAUAACAAUGUAGUCGCUUUACCUAAGUAG
This is a messenger RNA of Penicillium verhagenii, 1665 nucleotides long. RefSeq lists its product as uncharacterized. The transcript has a single exon. Lineage: Eukaryota; Fungi; Ascomycota; Eurotiomycetes; Eurotiales; Aspergillaceae. The coding region runs from base 1 to 1665 and encodes 554 amino acids. The record is from RefSeq and is a predicted model, not a curated record.